Messenger RNA from Mirounga angustirostris (Northern elephant seal), 6142 nucleotides. RefSeq names its product calmodulin binding transcription activator 2 (gene CAMTA2). The record is from RefSeq and is a predicted model, not a curated record. NCBI's taxonomy places the organism in Eukaryota, Metazoa, Chordata, Mammalia, Carnivora, Phocidae. Gene Ontology annotation, molecular function: transcription coregulator activity; cyclin binding; cyclin-dependent protein serine/threonine kinase inhibitor activity. Gene Ontology annotation, cellular component: nucleus; cytoplasm. The coding region runs from base 1017 to 5456 and encodes 1479 amino acids. The transcript has 28 exons. Gene Ontology annotation, biological process: negative regulation of cyclin-dependent protein serine/threonine kinase activity; negative regulation of cell population proliferation; regulation of transcription by RNA polymerase II.
GUGCCGUCUCGGGCCCGGCCUGCCCCGACACACAGGCCGGGUUCCGCCCUCAGGCCGCCGCUCCCCCGGCCCGGCCCGGCGCCCCUGCCCAGGACCCCCGCCCCGCGAGGCCUGGGCCACCUCCCGUCCCGCUUCCUUCAGCGGCACCCCGCCCCGGGGAGCGGGGGGCGAGGGGUGCGCCCGCUUAGACCCCUGAGCUCGGCCCGCCCGCCUUGGGCGCGGGGCACCCCGCGCGGACCCCUCCUCUAGCGCGCCCGGCCGCCCCGGAGUCUGGCCCUGGGCCGCUCGCCUGCCUGCUCCCCUUGACCUGCACGCGGUCCUGACCGCCCCCUCCCCUCCUUCCCUCCCUCCCUCCCCGGAGCCGAGGGACCGCGCUGCCCUGUGCCCACGUGACUCUCGUGAGCCCUCGUAUCUGGUUUACUUAACAGCCCUCAGUUGUCUAACUGCCCCCAAACGACGAUUCUGUACCAACGACCCCGAUCCCCUCUGCCCUACCCAGUCCCCGCCUGUCUGUCCUUCCAUCAUCCCAAGUUACCACCUGCAGGUCUCACUUCCUCUACGUUUGGCUCCAGAAAACUAAUUUCCUGACUUAUCUUUGAACGUCCACAUUCCCUAUGCUCGCUCUCUUUUUUUUUUUUUUAAGAUUUUAUUUAUUUAUUUGACAGACACAGUGAGAGAGGGAACACAAGCAGGGGGAGCGGGAGAGGGAGGAGCAGGCUUCCCACCGAGCAGGGAGCCGGAUGCGGGGCUCGAUCCCAGGACCCUGGGAUCAUGACCCGAGCUGAAGGCAGUCGCUUAACCGACUGAGCCACCCAGGCGCCCCUCUUUUUUAUUAUUUUUUAAGAUUUUAUUUAUUUAUUUGACAGACACAGAGAGGGAACACAAGCAGGGGGAGCGGGAGAGGGAUGCGGGGCUCGAUCCCAGGACCCCGGGACCACGACCCAAGCUGAAGGCAGUCGCUUAACCGACUGAGCCACCCAGGCGCCCCUGCUCGCUGUCUUUAAACUGUGUCACCAAUGAGGAGACUCUGUCCAGCCACCCAGCCUGGUCCAGCCACCCAGCCCAGUCCAGUCGUGCAGGAAGAUGGAGACAACCUCAUCCCCUUUGCCAAGUGUUCCAGAGUGGUCCGCCGCUCAGCACCCCCCAGCUCGCCUCCCCAGAGCCUCGGACUGCUGCCCCAGCGAUACGGAGCCCUCUUCUGGGAGAACCUUAGCCAAAGGCCCAGCCCCACCGGGACGGAAGAACAGUACACCCCACCCCUGCUGAGAGCCACUGGAUGCUCCCAGCCUGGCCUGUACCCCCCUGAGGGGCUCCCACCACCAGAGGUGCUUUGCAGAAGAAAGAGAAGAAGGCCAUAUUUGGCAGGAAUGCAGCAGGGACCUGCGGGCAUCCCAGCCCGGGUGAGGGCAGUCACUUAUCACCUGGAGGAUCUAAGGAGGCGACAGAGACUCAUCAAUGAACAGAAGAAGGCCCAGUGGGGCAGCUCUGGGGCUGCAUCUGAGCCCCUGGCGCUUGCCGAUGACCACCGUGGAGUCCCCAGUGCCGCCAAACACUGGGGUCUGGAAGAGGACAGGGCUGCCUAUCCACAGGAGGACGGCCACCUUCUCACCGCUGGCCGGCCCCAGGUCUGCGGGAGGAACCUGCUGCUCUGGUCUCCCUGGAGCCCCCCGGGCCACGGGGCAUCUUGCCUCCCCAGGCCGCUGGGCUCCCUGGCCUCCUUCAGCGCUGUCACAGCCAGCAGGAAGCUCCUCUGCAAGCCCUGGGGGAUGGAGGUGCAGUCUGAGGACACAGACUCCCCCUCCCCCCGGCCCCUCAGGCCGGGGGUGACCUUGCCCCCUGGAGCCCUCACCAUGAAUUCCAAGGACACCACCGAGGUUGCCGAGAACAGCCACCACCUGAAGAUCUUUCUCCCCAAGAAGCUGCUGGAGUGUCUUCCUCGCUGUCAACUGCUGCCGCCAGAGCGACUUCGGUGGAAUACAAAUGAGGAGAUCGCAUCCUACUUGAUCACCUUUGAGAAGCAUGACGAGUGGCUGUCCUGUGCCCCAAAGACAAGGCCUCAGAACGGCUCCAUCAUCCUCUACAACCGCAAGAAGGUGAAGUACCGGAAGGACGGGUACCUGUGGAAGAAGCGGAAGGAUGGGAAGACCACGCGAGAGGACCACAUGAAGCUGAAGGUCCAGGGCAUGGAGCCUGUCUCCUGGCAGUGUCUGUAUGGCUGCUACGUUCACUCUUCCAUCGUCCCCACAUUCCAUCGACGCUGUUACUGGCUGCUGCAGAACCCCGACAUCGUGCUUGUGCACUACCUGAACGUCCCAGCCCUGGAGGAUUGUGGGAAGGGCUGCAGCCCCAUCUUUUGUUCCGUCAGCAGCGACCGUCGCGAGUGGCUCAAGUGGUCCCGGGAGGAGCUGCUGGGGCAGCUGAAGCCCAUGUUUCAUGGCAUCAAGUGGAGCUGCGGGAGCGGGACAGAGGAGUUCUCAGUGGAGCAGCUGGUGCAGCAGAUCCUGGACAGCCACCCGGCCAAGCCCGCGCCGCGAACCCACGCCUGUCUGUGCAGCGGGGGCCUCGGUUCCGGGAGCCUCACCCACAAGUGCGGCAGCACGAAACACCGCAUCAUCUCUCCCAAAGUGGAGCCCCGAGCUUUAACGCUGACCUCUGUCCCCCACCCCCACCCCCCGGAGCCCCCUCCGCUGAUAGCCCCUCUUCCCCCGGAGCUCCCCAAGGCACACACUUCCCCUUCCUCUUCUUCCUCCUCGUCCUCCUCUUCCUCCGGCUUUGCAGAACCCCUAGAGAUCAGACCUAGCCCUCCCACCUCCCGAGGGGGCUCAUCCAGAGGAGGCACCGCAAUCCUCCUCCUGACGGGACUGGAGCAGCGGACCGGGGGCUUGACGCCCACCAGGCACUUGGCUCCCCAGGCUGAUCCUAGGCCUUCCAUGAGCUUGGCUGUGGUCGUAGGCUCUGAGGCCUCUGCCCCACCAGCUCCUCCCAGCCCUGCCUUUGACCCGGAUCGUUUUCUCAACAGCCCCCAGAGGGGCCAGACGUACGGAGGGGGGCAGGGGGUAAGCCCAGACUUCCCCGAGGCAGAGGCCGCCCACACCCCCUGCCCUGCCCUGGAGCCCGCUGCUGCCCUAGAGCCCCAGGCUGCUCGGGGUCCCCCUCCUCCGCCAGGAGCAGGUGGGAGAAGAGGAAAUCGCUUCUUCAUCCAAGACGAUGGCAGUGGGGAGGAGCUCAAGGCCCAGGGGGCCACUCCCCCUGCACCUUCACCCCCUCCUUCACCCCCACCCUCACCUGCCCCCCUGGAGCCGGCAGGCAGGGGAGGCAGAGGGGAGGCCUUGUUUGGAGGAGCUGCUGGGGCCAGCGAACUGGAGCCCUUCAGUCUUGCAUCAUUCCCAGACCUCAUGGGAGAGCUCAUCAGCGAUGAGGCUCCAGGCGCCCCUGCCCCAGCCGCCCAGCUCUCUCCUGCUCUUAGCACCAUCACGGACUUCUCCCCAGAGUGGUCCUACCCGGAGGGUGGGGUCAAGGUGCUCAUCACAGGUCCCUGGACAGAGGCCGCCGAGCAUUACUCCUGUGUCUUCGAUCACAUCGCCGUGCCAGCCUCGCUUGUCCAGCCUGGGGUCUUACGCUGCUACUGUCCUGCCCAUGAGGUGGGGCUGGUGUCUUUGCAGGUGGCGGGGCGGGAGGGGCCCCUUUCUGCCUCUGUGCUCUUUGAGUAUCGAGCCCGCCGGUUCCUGUCACUGCCUAGUACUCAGCUCGACUGGUUGUCACUGGACGACAACCAGUUCCGAAUGUCCAUUCUGGAGCGACUAGAGCAGAUGGAGAAGCGAAUGGCGGACAUGGCAGCAGCCGGGCAGGCUUCCUGCCACGGUCCUGACGCACCUCCAAUCCAGGAUGAAGGCCAGGGGCCCGGCUUUGAGGCACGUGUGGUGGUCUUGGUAGAGAGCAUGAUCCCACGCUCCACCUGGAGGGGUCCUGAACGUCUGGCGCACGGAAGCCCCUUCCGGGGCAUGAGCCUCCUGCACCUGGCCGCUGCCCAGGGCUAUGCGCGCCUCAUCGAGACCCUGAGCCAGUGGCGGAGCGUGGGGACUGGGAGCUUGGACCUAGAGCAGGAGGCUGACCCGCUCAACGUGGACCACUUCUCUUGUACCCCUCUGAUGUGGGCCUGCGCCCUGGGCCACCUGGAGGCCGCGGUGCUCCUCUUCCGCUGGAACAGGCAGGCGCUGAGCAUCCCCGACUCUCUGGGCCGGCUGCCCCUGUCCGUGGCGCACUCCCGGGGUCACGUGCGUCUCGCCCGCUGCCUGCAGGAGCUGCAGAGACAGGAAGCUUCAGCCGAGCCCCCGCUCGCCCUGUCGCCCCCCUCCUCCAGCCCCGACACUGGGCUGAGCAGCGUCUCCUCGCCCUCGGAGCUGUCGGACGGCACCUUCUCCGUCACGUCGGCCUACUCCAGUGCCCCAGACGGCAGUCCUCCACCUGCGCCUCGGCCGGCCUCCGAGAUUGCCAUGCAGGACAUUGUCCCUGGCCAGGUCUCCUCGGGUGCCCCUGAGGCCCCCCUAUUCCUCAUGGACUGUGAAGCCACCAACCCCCAGGGGCCAGCCCCCUCACCGCCUCCUCUCCCACCAGCCCCGGACGGUGGGGCUGCCCCAGAGGACACGGAUGGCCCGCCGGCUGUGGACGUGAUCCCGGUGGACAUGAUCUCACUGGCCAAGCAGAUCAUCGAAGCCACGCCGGAGCGGAUUAAACGAGAGGACUUCUCGGGGCUGCCCGAGGCCGGAGCGCCCAUGAGGGAGCGCACAGGGGCCCUGGGGCUCAGUGAGACCAUGUCGUGGCUGGCCAGCUACCUGGAGAACGUGGACCAUUUCCCCAGCUCAGCCCCUCCCAGCGAACUGCCCUUUGAGCGUGGGCGCCUGGCCGUCCCUCCAGCACCCUCCUGGGCAGAGUUUCUGUCUGCCUCCGCCGGCGGCAAGAUGGAGAGUGAUUUCGCCCUGCUGACGCUGUCGGAUCACGAGCAGCGGGAACUGUACGAGGCGGCUCGCGUCAUCCAGACAGCCUUCCGCAAGUACAAGGGCCGGAGGCUGAAGGAGCAGGAGGAGGUGGCUGCGGCCGUGAUCCAGCGCUGCUACCGCAAGUACAAGCAGUUUGCACUCUAUAAGAAGAUGACCCAGGCGGCCAUCCUGAUCCAGAGCAAGUUCCGAAGCUACUAUGAACAGAAGCGGUUUCAGCAGAGCCGCCGGGCGGCUGUACUCAUCCAGCAGCACUACCGCUCCUACCGCCGCCGGCCGGGGCCUCCCCACCGGCCCACGGGCAGCCUGCCCGCCCGCAGCAAAGGCUCCUUUCUCACCAAGAAGCAGGACCAGGCAGCCCGGAAGAUCAUGAGAUUCCUGCGGCGCUGCAGACACAGGAUGAGGGAACUGAAGCAGAACCAGGAGCUGGAAGGGCUCCCCCAGCCCGGACUGGCCACCUGACCUGCGCCCCGCUUUCCUCACUGCCCUGGGGGCCGCUUCUGGCAGUCUUAACAGGGAGAGGGCUCUCCGGGGGAGGGGAGCCCCCUGUCGGCAGCUGUCCCCCUCCCUAGGUCUCCGCCCUGCCCCACCUCAACCCCCUGGGUCGUGCCCCCACUCUUUCGGCCCCCCGACCCGCGAACCCCACCUCCCUGCAUCUUCCGCCGUGACCUCCGGAGCCCUGCCUGCCCCUUCUCCACGGCCUCCUCUCUGCCUGCACCCGUCUCGACCCUUCCUGACUUGCCUUAUUUAUUUGUUGGACGCGUCUCUGAAUGUAUCCGCCUCGGUCCCCCCUCCGCCGCGCGCCCCUCGUGUCGCAGGGCCGACCGCGCCCCCACCCGACUCCGCAUGUUGGCGUGUGCCCCCUCCCGCUGCGGCCCGCCUCCCCUGUCGCCCGCCGGCGGCCCGCGGUGCCCGGGCCGGAGGGGCUGUGCGGGGGCGCGCGCCGCGGAGCCCGCCCCGUCCCCCCCGUCCCCCGAGGGGAGGGGGCCUGUACAUACUGUAACAUACAGAGUAUAGUGAAGAAUCUAUUUAAGGCGCCGCGGGGAGGGCUGCACGGCGCGGCGGGGGCCCCCGGCCGGCUCCACGAGCACUUUCUACUUGUGCAUGGGCUUGGUUUCUACGAGUUGCCAUUAAACAUCGCUGCACCA